AACAGAACAACUAUCGAAAAUACACAAUUUCAAAGCUGGAAUAAGGACAGAAAAAAAGGUCAAAGAAGCAAGCCAGUUGAAGGAUUUACUCAACAUGGAAAAAAUGUAUUCAAUCAUGGUUGGCGUGACAAUUGGCUAGAAGUAAUGAGUAGUAACAUAAUUUUAUGGUUCUUGCCUUUAAGCUUGAAGGGCAACAAUACUAUGGAUGGUAUUCACCAUAAAUACAAUGCAAUUAUUCUGGAGGAGUACUUGAAUGAAGACAAGGCUAACUUAUGCAAUACUGUUUAGACAUUAAAUAAGCGAUAUGUGUUUUAAUAAACCACAGGGUGAUAAAUUAACAAAACUAUUUCUUCUCAAUACACUUUUCCUCUACAUUGACACCAAACUCUUUCUUUUUAGACAUCACAUUCCAGUAGUAUUGCCAGCCAAAAGAAACCAAUGUCAAGAAGAUGACAAAAGCAAGCAUGACAUACACGGGUGUGCGAAUAAUAUAAACAUUCGUAUGAUUUGGAUUUCCAUCAAAGAUCGAUAGGAAGGCAUUGAUAAGGCCCGUAUGAAUAAACAAGUCAAGGCCGAGAAUGAAAAGAUAGGCACCAAUAAAAGCAGUGCAAAAGAUAACAGAGUAACUUUCAGUCAGAAUGAUCAAGAUGACAAACACAAUGCCCAUACCCGCAAUAAAACAAACUCGGGCCACUUUCUAUAUGACGUU
This is a messenger RNA of Gilbertella persicaria, 709 nucleotides long. RefSeq lists its product as uncharacterized. The transcript has 2 exons. The annotation marks the transcript as partial. Lineage: Eukaryota; Fungi; Mucoromycota; Mucoromycetes; Mucorales; Choanephoraceae. The record is from RefSeq and is a predicted model, not a curated record.